Messenger RNA from Heterobasidion irregulare TC 32-1, 2481 nucleotides. RefSeq lists its product as uncharacterized. The record is from RefSeq and is a predicted model, not a curated record. The transcript has 17 exons. The annotation marks the transcript as partial. Gene Ontology annotation, molecular function: ATP binding; protein binding. NCBI's taxonomy places the organism in Eukaryota, Fungi, Basidiomycota, Agaricomycetes, Russulales, Bondarzewiaceae.
GAUGAAGAUGUUGCUCAUUUUUUCCGUGUUUCCCCUCAAGAACAACUUGUCAUCGAACAUCCCCAUUCCUGCUACGUCCUAGGUCGAAGUGGAACUGGGAAAACAACGACCAUUCUUUUCAAGAUGCUUGGCAUAGAGAGGGCCUGGGUGGAGAAUGGUUGCAUGGGGCCCCGGCCUCGGCAAGUCUUCGUGACCAAAUCUCGGGUUUUAGCUGAAAAAGUCGAAGAAUAUGCAAUGAAGUUCAUGAGGGUGUUGGCUCGAGGAAAUCAUGUGCCACCCCACAUCGUCCAGAUGGUAGAACAAUGGCGAGGACCCGCUCCUGAAAGACUGACUCACAUCACAGAUGAUGACUGCGUUCGCGAAGACUUACCUUCGAAAUUCAGCGAACUUCAAGAUCAUCAUUUCCCACUAUUCAUCACCAUUGAUGCAUUUCGUGCGUUGGCCGCAGCUGACGUAGCGGAUGGAGUGGACCCAGCUCAUCCCUCUCGAGCUCUGCAGAAGCACCGCCACACGAGCCGCUUGGUUUCGUUUGAGGUAUUCAAGCAGGAAUAUUGGCCACACUUUCCUACGUCAAUCACCAAGGGCCUUGCUCCUUCCUUGGUCUACGGGGAGUUCAUGGGGUUCAUCAAAGGUUCACAAGAGACACUCAGGACACCCGACCGAGUCCUCGAUCGCCAGACGUAUCAGAACUACAGUACGAGAAUGCAGCCAACGUUUGCAACAAAACGCUCCGACCUCUAUACGCUGUUCAAAUUAUACACAGAGCGUAAGCGCCGUCAUGGUGACGAAGACCCAGCAGAUCGGCAAGUCAACAUCUUUGUUUCGGGCACAACAGCAACACAUGCAGCGUUAGAUGCAAUGCAUUUAAAGAAGCUUUCCGGAGAUAAGGUAGACUUUCUCUAUGUAGAUGAGGUCCAAGAUCUUCUUCUGAUAGAAGCUGCCUUUUUGAGGUCGAUUUGCCAAAAUCCCAACGGUCUUUUCUGGGCAGGAGAUACCGCUCAAACCAUUUCUUUCGGUAGCGCAUUUCGCUUUAAUGACUUAAAGGCUUUCGUGUAUCAGGUGGAGAGACAGCUGGACGAAGAUGGCCGUCGAUGGUUCAUGUACAAAGAACCAGAGUCUUUUCAGCUUACCAUAAAUUACAGGUCGCACGGAGGCAUAGUCAGAUGCGCUCAUUCAGUCGUUGAACUAAUCUCUAGAUUCUGGCCUGAUUCAAUCGACGUCUUAGCGGAGGAGAAAGGUAUGAUCGAUGGGGUUCGACCAGUCUUUUUCGUUGGCAAGGAUGAAAUAGACUACAGCAAAUUUUUCUCUGGAACAGAGAACGUAGCCAUCGAGCUUGGGGCGAACCAGUGUACGUGUAUUCUGGUUAGAAAUGAUGCAGCAAAAGAUAAGCUGAUGGAAAAAAUUGGAGAUAUCGGAUCGGUAUUAACUCUCUUUGAGAGUAAAGGUCUCGAAUAUGAUGACGUGUUGCUCUAUAACUUCUUCGAAGAUUCAGAGAUCGACGAGAGAAAAUGGCAUGUUUUCAAGAACAUGGCAUCCGAUACCGACAAUACUCGAGCACACCGAUCUGACUUUGGAGAAAAGAAUGCUGAGAUCUGUGCUGAUCUGAAGUUUCUUUACGUCGCAGUAACACGAGCUCGCAGGAACGUGUGGUUUUUUGAUCAAUCUGACAAAUGCGAGCAUAUGAAGGCAUACUGGACAGAGAAGCAGCUGAUCGAAGUGCGUUCAACGCAUGAAGGCAUAUCAAACUUAGCUGUUGCAUCAAAGCCGGACGAUUGGGUAAAUCGCGCCUGGGAAUACUACAAUCGUCACCAGUAUGGCCAAGCAGUCAGUGCCUUUCGGCGUGCCCAUUUGCCUCGUGAAGCCGCCGUCGCUUCUGCGCACGUACUGCAAGGCAUAGCUCAACGAUGUCUCGAAGACGGAGGUUCGCCAUUUGUCGAUGCCGCCAAAGCAUUCACUCAAUGCGCAGCAGACUUGGCCCCCACGAGCUCACAGCAAAAGAUAUUCUACCGUCGUGCAGCAGAGUGUUAUGAAGGCAUAAAGAUAUACCGGCAAGCUGCUGAAGCCUAUGUCCUGGCAUUCAUGUUUACCAAAGCAGUCGUCAACUACCGUGAUGCAAGAUUAUUAGAAUCUGCAGUCGAGGUCAUCCUGCGCCACAAUAAUCUGGUCGAUGUUGAAGUAGCAGAUCACGUAAAGGAGACUGCACGCUUCGAGUUUUUGAGUAAGCAGAAAGUCGAGCAAGCCAAAAGGCUAUUCACCACCGAGGAAGAAUUCGAACAGUACUUAAUUGACCACGACUUCACUAUAAUCUACUCUCAGUUCCUCGAAGACAAGGGAGAGUACGAAAAAGCUGCGAGAUUGCAUCUCCAAGAAGGUGAUAGAAAGCGUGCGAUCAAUAUCCUUCGCAAGGAUCCCGAUCGGCAAACCACUGUUGUCGCCUGGACUCUCGAUGCUCUCUGGAUCAUUUUGUCAUUCGCGGUACAG